Molecule: messenger RNA, 1397 nt
Organism: Paramacrobiotus metropolitanus
Lineage: Eukaryota; Metazoa; Tardigrada; Eutardigrada; Parachela; Macrobiotidae
Product: fibroblast growth factor receptor 4-like
Exons: 5
Coding region: 1-1173 (390 amino acids)
Biological process (GO): multicellular organism development; protein phosphorylation; cell surface receptor protein tyrosine kinase signaling pathway
Cellular component (GO): signaling receptor complex
Molecular function (GO): transmembrane receptor protein tyrosine kinase activity; ATP binding
Source: RefSeq, a predicted model, not a curated record
AUGUACCGGAUCACCUGGCCUUUAGCUGUCUUUUUUCUCAUCCAGAACAUUUUGCGAACGGUACUGUUACAGAAUCCCGAUGACCGCCGCGACGACAUGCAGAAGCUCGUUUCGGCGUCGACGAUGUCGUAUUACGAACGGCAGGCCUGGACGGUGGACCUGGGACCGGAUUUCGAAGGACAAAGCGGAAUAGCCGUGAAAGGCUGGCUAAUCCCCAGAAAUGACGGGAAACUCUUAGACCGAACACCGUCGCAGUGUCUACCGGUCGCGGUUAAAAUGCUGCGGGAAGCACAUCCCGACAACCGCAGCAUCGCCGGGUUCCUGGCGGAAACGAGUAUCCUGACGAAGGUCGGCCGUCAUGUCAAUAUUGUCAAUUUGGAAGGCGUGGUCUUACAAGGUCGAUUGAAAAUCGUUAUGGAAUACUGCGAGAUCGGAGCUUUAGACGGUUUCCUUAGAAAGUUAAAAGGCGCGACGACGUCGGAGUCUAAAGAAGUCGUUCGGCUGGUCAACGGUUACGUCGCCUUUGAGAAGAACCAAGAUAACCAGCUUGUCGCCACACCGGAUGUGACCGAGCUAAUAUGCAUCGCCCACCAGAUCAGUCGCGGCAUGGCGUUCUUGUCAGAGAAGAACAUUAUCCAUCGUGACUUAGCCGCGCGCAACAUCGUGCUGACGGUUGACCGAAUUGUGAAGAUCUGCGAUUUCGGCAUGGCCAGGGGAGCAGCCACAGUGCCGUUGCCGGUGUGCUGGAUGGCGCCGGAAUCCAUGGUUCCCGGGCAUGGUGUCUUCAGCACGCAGAGUGAUGUGUGGUCGUUUGGUGUGGUCCUGUGGGAAAUCUUCACCUUAGGCGAUGUCCCGUAUACCACGGAGUUCUCCCACGGGAUUUUCUACGACGUGUUGUACGGAUUUCUACGGAGUGGCGGUCGAUUGAGGAUUCCCAGCUUAUGUCCCGAAUCUGUAGCGGUGAUGAUGCUGGAAUGCUGGGAUUUCACCGCUGAGAACCGACCCACAUUUGAACUGCUGCACCAGAAACUGGAGCAGUUGCUUCCGGUGGCUCUUCGCAACCGCUACGUAAUCUUUGAUGCGGAUAAUAAUAAGAUCAAUGAAACAUUAGAAAUAACUGCGACGGAAAUUGAUAUGGAUGGCAAUAUUGCCGAACUGGUCAGUGAUGAUUAGUGUGCGUGCUGUAGAUCUGCGCUUGGACGACUGGCUCUGUUUUUCAUUAACUGCAGCAGUAUGACGCUGGCAAAUUCACCUUCAUACUCACCUAAUUCACGAGACUUCUGACUUGCUACAUACGUCUAUCGAUUUUCAUGCUUUUUACUUGUGUACCGAUUAACUUCCGGCAAAUUAAGUGGAUGGUAGUGAAUAAAUUUUGUUAAUGUUGUUACUAGUGUUUU